This is a messenger RNA of Musca domestica (house fly), 1775 nucleotides long. RefSeq names its product Chitin binding Peritrophin-A (gene Gasp). The coding region runs from base 160 to 930 and encodes 256 amino acids. Gene Ontology annotation, molecular function: chitin binding. The record is from RefSeq and is a predicted model, not a curated record. Lineage: Eukaryota; Metazoa; Arthropoda; Insecta; Diptera; Muscidae. Gene Ontology annotation, cellular component: extracellular region. The transcript has 5 exons.
CCAACCACACACAGUCGGUUCAAGUAUUUCGUUGUCUCAGGUAAUUCCAGACACAAAUUGUUCGCAGCGUCUGUUCAGAGAUUACGGAGGAGUUUUUUGCUUAAUAAACUUUGGAUUUUUUUAAAAAUCAAAUAUAAAAGAAAACAAAACACACACAAAAUGAAGAAGUUUAUGAUUGUAUUUGUUGCACUCUUUGGAGCCGCUGUUGCCCAGGAAUCAUUCAAAUGUCCCGAUGAUUUUGGAUUUUAUCCCCAUGACAUCUCCUGCGAUAAAUACUGGAAGUGUGACAACAAUGUGGCUGAAUUGAAAACCUGCGGUAAUGGUUUGGCUUUCGAUGCCUCCGAUCCAAAAUAUUUGACUGAAAACUGUGACUACUUGCACAAUGUUGAUUGCGGUGAUCGUACACAAUUGGAACCCCCAAUUUCCACACCCCACUGUGCCCGCUUGUACGGUAUCUUCCCCGAUGAGAACAAAUGCGAUGUCUUCUGGAACUGCUGGAACGGUGAACCCUCUAGAUAUCAAUGCUCUCCCGGUUUGGCUUACGAUCGUGAUGCUCGUGUCUGUAUGUGGGCCGAUCAAGUUCCAGAAUGUAAAAACGAAGAAGUUGCCAACGGUUUCACUUGCCCCGCUGCCGGUGAAUUGGCCAAUGCUGGUUCAUUCUCCAGACAUGCUCACCCCGAAGAUUGCCGUAAAUACUACAUUUGCUUGGAAGGUGUUGCUCGUGAAUAUGGUUGCCCCAUUGGUACUGUAUUCAAGAUUGGUGACAGUGAUGGUAGCGGUAACUGCGAAGAUCCUGAAGAUGUUCCCGGCUGCGAGGACUACUACGGCGAUUUGGAUUUGAAGAGCAUCCGCAAAAGUGAACUUUUAGCUGGUCUGCAAGGCGAAGGUCGUAAAAAGGGUACAAACAAGGGUGCUGCCGCCUCCUCAUAAGCCCUUAUCACCACAACAUCACAACAUAAUUUCUCCACAUUAACUCCCAGCACAACCCCAAACUAACACCAAUCAACCAACCAACCAAUCGAUCAAUCAACAUACACGACACACACCACCAUACCAGUGAACACAACUACAACAAAAGACAGAAAAAAGAACAGCAACAAACAACAACAAAACAAAAUACAUUACAACAUGAAACCCGACACUUUUCUACUUUUCGAACAACAACUAUCCCUGUCAAGAUUCCUUCCUUUUAAACAAGUAACAACAAAAAGACAAGUUAAGAAGUUUUCCAUGUUGUCGUGGGAAACCGUAUAAAUGAACAUAAAAGUAAACAGAAAGAAAAGAGAUUUUUUAUAUUUUAUUAAAUAUCGAAAUUAUGAAAAAUUUUCUCUGUGGAAGCUUUAUUAUUAUCUUCUUUUUCGAUUUUUUUGUUUAUUUAUAUAUUCCAUUUUUUGUUUGUUUUAUUUUUUUUAAUCUUCAUCUUGCAAAGAGCAUCAUGAAUGAAUGUUUUGUUUGUGUUUUAUUUUUACUUUGUUUUUCCUUUUUCUUUUCCUUCAAUUUUUUUUUUGUUUGUGUGACAAAUUGUUUAAUGAAGCUUACAGAGAAUUAAAUUUUUAUGAAGAAACAAAAAAAAAAAAAAAUAAGAGAAAGAAAAACUGUAAUAGAUACGUUGAAGAAUCGAUAGAAGUUGUCAAAAUUUUUUUGUAUGUAGAAUGUCGUAAAUGUUUAAUUUAGACAUUUUCCUUAAAUUUAAGUGAUUUUUGAUUAUAAGUUUAUAAUUUUAUUGAAAAUAAAAAAACAAAAUAAUACAGAAAAAAAUAUAUAAAAAAUAAAAA